This is a messenger RNA of Anopheles darlingi, 2322 nucleotides long. Its product is annotated as probable serine/threonine-protein kinase DDB_G0268078. The record is from RefSeq and is a predicted model, not a curated record. The coding region runs from base 1 to 2322 and encodes 773 amino acids. Gene Ontology annotation, molecular function: ATP binding; protein serine/threonine kinase activity. Gene Ontology annotation, biological process: cilium assembly; intracellular signal transduction; intraciliary transport. Lineage: Eukaryota; Metazoa; Arthropoda; Insecta; Diptera; Culicidae. The transcript is spliced from 8 exons. Gene Ontology annotation, cellular component: cytoplasm; cilium; nucleus.
AUGAAUCGAUACCUGACUCUAAGCCAGCUGGGCGACGGUACCUAUGGAACCGUUGUCCUUGGCCAACGGAAGGACACUGGCGAAAAGGUCGCCAUAAAGCGCAUGAAACGGAAGUACUACUCAUGGGAGGAAGCAAUGAGCCUGAGGGAAGUAAAGUCUUUAAAGAAACUUUCACAUGCCAAUGUGGUCAAAUUGAAGGAGGUCAUAAGGGAGAACGAUGUGCUGUACUUUGUGUUCGAGUACAUGCAGGAAAACCUUUAUCAGCUUAUCAAGGAUCGUGAAACCCAUUUUCCAGAAGCCACAAUAAGACUGAUUCUGCAGCAAAUUUUAACGGGACUAGCAUUCAUGCACCGGCACGGGUUCUUCCACCGGGAUCUGAAACCGGAAAAUGUGCUUUGCAGUGGACCGGAAACGGUCAAAAUUGCGGACUUCGGACUUGCUCGGGAGAUUCGGUCCCGCCCACCUUAUACCGAUUACGUUUCAACGAGAUGGUACCGUGCUCCGGAGGUGCUGUUGCAUUCGACUCGAUAUGGCAGUUCAAUUGACCUGUGGGCUGUUGGUUGCAUAAUGGCGGAGUUGUACACCUUCCGACCACUCUUUCCGGGUUCGAGCGAAGUCGAUCAAUUAUUCAAAAUAUGUUCCUUAUUAGGUACACCGGAUAAGUCCGAUUGGCCAGAAGGACAUAAAAUGGCAGCAACGAUACAGUUUCGCUUUCCUGAAUGCCCAAAAAUACCACUGGCUACACUGGUAACACGCGCCAGCACCACCGGUAUUCAACUACUUGAAGACACCCUACAAUGGGAUCCAGAGAAGCGGCCAACUGCACAGCAGUCCAUGAAGUAUCCGUACUUCAACUCUUCUAAAGCACGAACUUCUGCUACAAUGCUUAACAAUCCUGCAAAUGGGCUUCUGCCACAUAAUCAUCAAGCAACGAUCAACAGCAAUAAUACUGUUUCCCUUGGGACUAUUCCAAACGCACGACUAUCGAUCCUGGACCUGGCUCCAGCAAAACGAGACCCUGACAUUGGCCAUGGCAACAUUAAGUCCAUAAACACCAAAGAGCUCAAUGAUCUUAACUCGAUGCUCAGUUUGUCGCGAGUUUCAGAAGUACCCUCGGAUAUAACACAGCCACCCACAAACCAAUCAUACUAUCGGGAAGGCACUAAGGGUAGUGGCAAAUUCCAGAGUGGCAUCAACUACAGCGUGUUAAAUGAAAUGCUCAAUAAUUAUAAUGCCAGCGUUGGUAGUAACUUCAGCCAGUCCUCAAAUCAAGGCGGGGCCGAGUCCAAGGAUUUUCCUAUUUCUCAAGGCCAAGCUUCUAAAAGCAACGCAGCAAAUGGUGCACCAGUGGUUAGCUAUUCCAUCGUUAAGCCUGCAGUUAUUCGAACCGAAGAAACUCGUCUAGAUGAUGCAGGUUUGGCCCCUGAGUUCCGAAAAGAGAAAAUAAACGAUAUAUUCGUUACGCGAUCCAAUGCAGCUCCGGUGAGGGGUAUUGGGCGUGGACUACAAAUGGCUGAUAAUGAUGAUACAAGUUUUCUCGACAACGGAUUCUAUUUGCACAAGAAAACUUCUGGGACAACGCUUAAGAAAGGAAGCAGUGCAACCAGUAUCGGUGGGGGUAGUGACGGUGUUAUUGGUGGCAUCACUGUUGUUGGUUCGAUGUUGAAUGACGACUAUUCCAAUGAUGGUAAGAUUUAUAAUGCAUACUUGCGACAACCUGUACUCGUGUCGAGAAAAACGGACGAAGAUCUCAAGACUUAUCGCCAUCGUAAUGGCACAGUCAAUCGUGCAAUUCAUGGACACUUUAGCAAAAGUUGGGAACCAACAAACCAGCGUGGUAGCAAUUUUGAAGAUGACACACUCGACGAUAUUUUGGGAAGUCGAGUAAAAGGCACAAGAAAAGGAACGAAGGAUUUCAAACUAGAGGAUUUGUUUGGAGCCAUUUCGUUCAACAAAGAUUCAUCGACAUCGAAAUAUCCAAAUACCGUACCCUUUGUCAAGGGAAGUACGAACAGCGGUGCCAACGGAUCCGGUCUGGCCGACAUUUUCGAUAACUCCGAUCAUAAACCGGCUCAUUCCAGUGCAAACGUGGUCCCUAGACGGAAAAAUCAACAAAUAUUUGUUUCCAACAAUGGAAACAUGAACAGCAACGAUUUCAAUGGCGUGAAUGCUUCAUUUAGACUAUUUCCUUGGGAUGAUAUUCCGAAACACGGAGUAGAAAAAAAGGCAUGGAUACCAGAUAAUGGAGUAUUAACGUACGUCAGAACGGGCAACGAUCACUCGGGACGAACCGAUUGGGCUGCCAAGUACCUGAACAAAUAA